Meloidogyne enterolobii is the source of this 1602-nucleotide messenger RNA. Lineage: Eukaryota; Metazoa; Nematoda; Chromadorea; Rhabditida; Meloidogynidae. The record is from the annotation of a GenBank genome assembly.
AUGCUUCGCGUUGGUGGUACUCCUUUAUUGGUUUUGAGUAAAUCUGCUGAAAGAGAGCAAGGAUCAAAAGUUCAAUCACAAAAUAUUAAUGCUGCAAAGAUGGUUGCCGAUGUAAUUCGUACAAGCCUUGGACCAAAAGCUAUGUUAAAAAUGUUAAUGGAUCCAAUGGGUGGAAUUGUCCUUACAAAUGAUGGAAAUGCAAUUUUACGCGAAAUCACAGUUAAACAUCCAGCAGCUAAAACAAUGAUAGAAAUUGCAAGAACUCAGGAUGAAGCAACUGGUGAUGGAACAACUUCUGUUAUAAUUUUGGCGGGAGAAUUUUUGGCUCAUGCACAGCAAUUUCUUGAACAAGGAAUUCAUCCAACUAUGAUUAUUCAGCCUGUUGAUUUGAACAACGAAAAUGAAUUAAUUGUUGUAAUAAAGUCUUCAUUGGGCACUAAAAUGCUUGCAAAAUAUUUGGAUUUAUCUGUUAAUAUUGCUCUUCAAGCUGUUCGUUCGAUAACUAUCACAAGCAAUGGAUCGAGUGAAAUUGAUAUCAAACGUUAUUGUCGUAUUGAAAAAAUUCCUGGUGGUUCAAUUGAGGAUAGUCAAAUAGUUAAAGGAGUUGUUUUGAAUAAAGAUAUUGUUCAUCCAAAAAUGAGUCGUCGUAUUGAAAAACCACGUAUUAUACUUCUUGAUUGUCCUUUGGAAUAUAAAAAGGGUGAAAGUCAGACUGCGCUUGAAAUUAUGCGAGAAAAUGAUUUUAGCCUUGUACUUGAACAGGAGGAAGAGGCAAUACGUCGUCAAUGUGAAGAUAUUAUAAAAUUGAAGCCUGAUUUAGUUUUUACUGAAAAAGGUAUUUCUGACCUUGCACAGCAUUAUCUUGUCCGCGCUGGAAUAACUGCUUUACGUCGUUUGAAGAAAACAGACAACAAUCGAUUGGCUCGUGUGACUGGUGCUCGAAUUGUUAAUGACACUAUUGAUUUGCAAGAAUCUGAUAUUGGGACACAAGCUGAUUUAUUCGAAAUAACCAAAAUCGGCGAUGAAUACUUCACAUGGGUCACCUCAGAAAAGACUACUGCUGUUACUAUUGUUUUGCGGGGUCCGAGCAAGGAUAUCAUCAAUGAGGUCGAUCGUAAUAUACAGGAUGCUGUUAGUUGUGUUCGAAAUGUAAUGUUAAAACCACGAAUUGUUCCUGGAGCUGGUGCUUUAGAGAUGGCACUUUUAACUGCUUUGACCGAGAAAAGUAAAUCAAUUCAAGGAAUUCACAAUGGUCCUUACAAAGCAAUUGCAAAUGCCUUAGAAAUAAUUCCGAGAACAUUGGUACAAAAUUGUGGAGGUUCUGUUAUUCGUCAACUUACAGCAUUACGCGCAAAACAUGCCCAGGAUCGCGAAAAGAAUUGGACAUGGGGAAUUAAUGGUCAAACUGGUGAUUUGGCAGAUAUGAAUCAACUCGGAAUUUGGGAUCCUUAUGUUGUUCGACUUCAAGCGUUGAAGACAAGCAUUGAAACUGCAAUUAUGUUACUUCGUAUAGAUGAUAUUGUAAGCGGAACAAAGAAAAAAGAUGGGUCUGCUGCUGGUGGUGCAGAGACUGCUGGAGCUGCUGGAUUAGGAGCUGAAUAA